ACACCCUACCUACCCUGGCGUGUGGGCGAGAAAGCAGUAUCCACGUGAAGAAUAGCUACCAGGAUCCAUAGCCAUUUAUUUCCAUGCAUCGUGGUGGCUCAAGCUUCAGGCGUCUGCACGCGGACAACAAACGGCGAAAUCAUCUCUCCGUUUUCGCCUAUUCUAGACCACUCGUACAUUAGUGUGCUUCUUGCAGGUUAUUGCGUCUACGAAGUACGUCUCGUUUUCUGAAAGCCCACUCAGAGACUACUACGUACAUCCCGGUGAACUAGCGAGACUAGCAAGGGUGACAAGGGGGGCGGGAGGCGCCGCUCGCGGAAAGUUGCAGCCCUCUUCAACGUCGCGAUGUGGGGACCAGGAUUCCCAUCCGGACCCAUCGUGAUUAUCUGCAUUAUCCAUUUUUCUGUGACCGGGCAGUACUGACCGGGGGCACAGCUCAGUAUGAAAACCACCCACCUCGCACAGUAUCUGUCAUCCAGACGUUCGACAAUGUAGUGUAGAGUCAAGGCGUCGAAUGAUCCUGAUGUGCUGUUGUCGUGAUACGAUGAUCGUAAUACCUGAUACCGAAGAUAACACUAGUGUACUAGUAGAGUCAUGGCCUCGAGAUUCCAGGGCGCCUCCCUAAGGUCCUUGAUGAGUCGCCUCUCUUCAGAUUUCGGUGGUUUUAGCUAUGUCUUCAGAGCUCGAAAGCAAAGCAUCGUUUGAGGCUACGGUCUGUGGCUUCUUAUGCCGUCAAUUUACAAGACCCAAGCCAAUACCAGCGACGACAAAACUAACUAAUCAAGUUGCUAUUGUUACUGGAAGUAAUGUCGGACUUGGGUUAGAGGCAUGUCGCCAGCUGCUCAAGCUCGGCCUCUCUCGCUUGAUCAUGGCUGUUCGCUCGCAGACGAGGGGCGAAGUGGCUGCGCAAGACCUUCGCAAAGCUUUUCCAGCUGCCAUUAUAUCUGUCUGGACUGUGGACUUCGAGUCGUAUGAGUCUAUUUGCGCCUUUGCCGAUCGGUGCAAGACCUUACCUCGGCUCGAUAUCGCCAUCCUCAACGCGGGUAUCAUGAAGUCCCCCUUCACAAUCGUACCUAGUACGAAGCAUGAAACAAUGUGCCAGGUGAACUACCUCUCAACUGUGCUCUUAGGGCUCCUUCUCCUGCCCAUUCUCAAACAGAAAGGGAGGACCGGCGGCAAUUCAAGACCCCCUGUGCUCACCUUUGUAGGAUCUGAUAGGGCCUAUGAGGUGACUGUUGAAAAGAAGGGCCCUGUGAUACAGCAGCUGGAUAGACCGGAACACUUCACUCAGUUCGAAUGGUAUGGGAAGACGAAAUUACUGCUCAUACUUUUCGUGUCAACGCUUGCGGAGCUCGUCGACCCUGAUGAUGUCUUGGUGAACAUGGCAAACCCAGGAAUGACCAAGGGCACAGAUUUCUUCCGUGGUAUACCCUCCAUUUUCAUGCCUAUUAUACGCUUCGGACAGUUCCUUCUUGCACGACCGGUCGCGGUCGCUGCUAGUAUAUACGUUGAUGCUGUUACGGCUCGAGGCAAUGAGAGCCACGGUUCAUUCUUAAGUGACUGGACGAUUAAACCGUACCCCUCCUUAUGCUAUACACAGGAAGGAUAUCAUAUAAGAGAGCGACUGUGGGAAGAAACUUUGGCCGAGUUGAACUUUGCUGGCGUUUCAAAAAUCAUAAGAAAAGUUCCGGGGGAUAGGCAACGCUAGAUAGCUGUUGCGAGUUGACUUUCAGCCUGAUAGGAUCUACA
Messenger RNA from Xylaria bambusicola, 1749 nucleotides. RefSeq lists its product as uncharacterized. NCBI's taxonomy places the organism in Eukaryota, Fungi, Ascomycota, Sordariomycetes, Xylariales, Xylariaceae. The transcript is spliced from 4 exons. The coding region runs from base 671 to 1708 and encodes 345 amino acids. The record is from RefSeq and is a predicted model, not a curated record.